CAGUAUGUCCACUCGCCUUACGACCGUCCCUGGAACGCCCCCCGAUUCUGCAUCAUCUCCGGCAAUCAGCUCCUGAUGCUGGACGAGGAGGAGAUUCACCCUCUGCUCCUUCGAGAACGCCAGAGGGAGUCCGGGCGCAGCAAGCUUCUACGCCGGACGGUCAGCGUCCCUGUGGAAGGCCGGCCUCAAGCUGAGCACGAGUACCACGCCAGCCGUUCCCGCAGGAAGAGCGUCCCGGGGGGCAAGCAGUACAGCAUCAACAUGGACGCCCCGCCAGCACCCCCCUUCCGUUCCUCGCAACAGGGUUUCCUCAGUCGCCGCCUGAAGAGCUCCAUCAAGCGCACGAAGAGCCAGCCCAAGCUGGACCGCACCAGCAGUUUCCGCCAGAUGCUGCCGCGCUUCCGGAGCGCUGACCACGACAGGGCCCGCCUGAUGCAGAGUUUCAAGGAGUCGCAUUCCCACGAGUCCCUACUGAGCCCCAGCAGUGCAGCCGAAGCCCUGGAGCUGAACCUGGACGAGGACUCCCUCAUCAAGCCGGUGCACAGCAGCAUCCUGGGCCAGGAGUUCUGCUUUGAGGUGACGACGUCUUCGGGCACCAAGUGCUUCGCCUGCCGCUCGGCUGCCGAGAGGGACAAGUGGAUCGAGAACCUGCAGAGGGCGGUGAAGCCCAACAAGGACAACAGCCGGCGGGUGGACAAUGUGCUGAAGCUCUGGAUCAUUGAGGCGCGGGACCUGCCCCCCAAAAAACGCUACUACUGCGAGCUGUGCCUGGACGACAUGCUCUACGCACGCACUACCAGCAAGAUACGCACGGACAACGUCUUCUGGGGGGAGCACUUCGAGUUCAACAACCUGCCGGCUGUGCGCACCAUCCGGCUGCAUCUUUACAAGGAUACGGACAAGAAGCGCAAGAAGGACAAGAGCAACUACGUGGGCAUGGUCAGCAUCCCCAUUGCCAGCGUCACCGGGCGCCAUUUUGCUGAGCAGUGGUACCCGCUCAGCCAGCCCAGUGCCAGCAAGAGCAAGGCCGGCUGCCCGGCCAUCCGGGUCAAGAGCCGCUUCCAGGCCAUGAGCAUCCUGCCCAUGGAGCUCUACAAGGAGUUCGCCGAGUAUGUCACCAACAACUACCGCAUGCUGUGCGCCGUGCUGGAGCCUGUCCUGAGCGUCAAGAGCAAGGAGGAGGUGGCCUGCGCCCUGGUGCACAUCCUCCAGAGCACCGGCAAGGCCAAGGACUUCCUGUCCGACAUGGCCAUGACGGAAGUGGACCGCUUCAUGGACCGCGAACACCUCAUUUUCCGGGAGAACACGCUGGCCACCAAAGCCAUAGAGGAGUAUCUCAAGCUGAUUGGACAAAAAUACCUCAAGGAUGCCAUUGGUGAGUUCAUCCGAGCUUUGUACGAGUCUGAGGAGAACUGCGAGGUGGACCCCAUGAAGUGCUCGGCCUCCACCUUGGCGGACCAUCAGGCCAACCUCCGCAUGUGCUGCGAACUGGCCCUCUGCAAAGUGGUCAACUCCCACUGCGUGUUCCCCCGGGAGCUGAAGGAGGUUUUUGCAUCGUGGCGGCUGCGCUGUGCCGAGAGGGGCCGGGAAGACAUUGCCGACCGCCUCAUCAGCGCCUCCCUCUUCCUGCGCUUCCUGUGUCCGGCCGUCAUGUCCCCCAGCCUCUUCGGCCUCCUGCAAGAGUACCCGGACGAGCAGACCUCCCGCACCCUCACGCUCAUCGCCAAGGUCAUCCAGAACCUGGCCAACUUCUCCAAGUUCGGCAGCAAGGAGGAGUACAUGGCCUUCAUGAACGAGUUCCUGGAGCUGGAGUGGGCCAGCAUGCAGCAGUUCCUCUACGAGAUCUCCAACCUGGACACCCUCACCAACAGCACCAGCUUCGAGGGCUACAUCGACCUCGGCCGGGAGCUCUCCACGCUGCACGCUCUGCUCUGGGAGGUCCUGCCCCAGCUCAGCAAGGAAGCCCUGAUGAAGCUGGGCCCGCUGCCCCGUCUGCUGAACGAAAUCAGCCUCGCUCUCAGGAACCCCCACAUCCAGCGGCAGCCCAGCCACCAGGGCGAGCGGCUGCAGGCCAAGCCGGUGAUCCUCCGCGGGCCCUCGGCCGAAGUGCAGUCCUCGUACAUGAUGCGCGACCUCAACAGCUCAGUUGACAUGCAGCCCUACAUGAUGCGAGCCAUGAACAGCUCCAUCGACAUGACGCGCUUGCCCUCCCCGACCAAGGAGAAGGGGUCAAAAGACAUGUUCUUCGUGCCGCGGCCGCCCCUGGCCCGCUCCUCCCCCGCAUACUGCACCAGCAGCUCGGACAUCACCGAGCCCGACCAGAAGGUGCUGAGCGUCAACAAGAGUGUCUCCAUGCUGGACCUGCAGGACAGCCGCAUGAACAGCGUCUCCAACCUGCAUAGUGUAGGCGACCUGCUCAACAGCAGCCAGGCCUCCAUCACCGCCGGCCUGGGUCUGCGGCCCAGCCGGCUCUCCCAGGGCAGCGGCUCCAGCAUCGCGGCCGGCCUGCGGCUGAGCCAGAUGGGCGUCACCACCGACGGGGGUGGCCCCUCCUCUGCGCAGCAGCUCCGUAUCCCCCUCUCCUUCCAGAACCCCCUCUUCCACAUGGCCUCUGAUGGGCCGGCCGGCGGCCCACACCACGUGUCCCAUCCGCACCGGCCGGCGGAGGGCAACCCCGCUGAUACCUUCGCUCCCUUCCAUGGCUACAGCAAGAGCGAGGACCUGUCGGCCAGCAAGCAUAUCAUCCACAGCCACAGCUACAGCGACGAGUUCACGCGCCAGGGCUCGGAGUUCACCAAGCGCCAGCUGUCCCUGCAGGAGAACCUGCAGAACAUGCUCUCCCCGCCCCAGAUCACCAUCGGCCCCCAGCCCCAGCGCUCGGCCCCCGCCCCUCAGCCGCAGCCCCCCCUGCAGCGGGGCAAGUCCCAGCAGCUGACGGUCUCUGCGGCUCAGAAGCCUCGGCCCUCCAGUGGGAAUCUGCUGCAGCCCGAGCCCACCUACGCCCCCACCCACACCCGCCAGCAGCCGGGCACCAAGGAGGGUGUCCGAUCUCCCAAACCGAGCAUUGGUGGCCCAGGAGUUUGGGGGCGUGGUGGUGGUGGUGGUGGUGGCCUCAUCCCUCCUCUGAUCCGCCAGACCUCGCACACACCCUCGACGCUGAAUCCCAUCCUGCCGGCCUCGGAGCGGACUGUGGCCUGGGUCUCCAACAUGCCCCACCUCUCGGCAGACAUCGAGAGCUCCCACAUCGAACGGGAAGAGUUCAAGCUGAAGGAGUACUCCAAGUCCAUGGACGAGAGCCGGCUGGACCGCGUGAAGGAGUACGAGGAGGAGAUCCACUCGCUGAAGGAACGCCUGCACAUGUCCAACCGGAAGCUGGAGGAGUACGAGAGGCGCCUGAUGAGCCAGGAGGAGCAAACUGGCAAGAUCCUGCACCAGUACCAGCAGCGCCUGGAGCAGAGCGAGAAGCGCCUCCGGCAGCAGCAGGUGGAGAAGGACUCGCAGAUCAAGAGCAUCAUCGGCAGGUUGAUGCUAGUGGAGGAGGAGCUGCGCAGGGAUCACUCGGCCGCCCUCGACACCUCCGAACCGCGGAAGCGGCUGCUCGACGCUCAGGAGAGGCAGCUUUCCGCCGUGGGUGCAGCAAACCCGCGUCUGAGCGGCGUUAUGGGUCCGCCCUGGAACGGGAUCCUACCCGGGCAACCGCCUCCGCUCCCGCGACUCCAGAUCACGGAAAAUGGAGAGUUUCGCAGCACCGCGUCUGAGCACUAGCGACUGCCCCCUGCCUCGUCCCGGCCCCCCACCAGCCGGCGGGCAGCCGUGGGGCGGUGGGUGGGGCGGGGGGCUAGUCUGGAAUCUCACGCCGGGGGCCGGGGAAGGGUCCGGAGGCAUUCA
This is a messenger RNA of Thamnophis sirtalis, 3888 nucleotides long. The record is from RefSeq and is a predicted model, not a curated record. NCBI's taxonomy places the organism in Eukaryota, Metazoa, Chordata, Lepidosauria, Squamata, Natricidae.